Fusarium venenatum is the source of this 1719-nucleotide messenger RNA. Its product is annotated as Cupredoxin. The record is from RefSeq and is a predicted model, not a curated record. NCBI's taxonomy places the organism in Eukaryota, Fungi, Ascomycota, Sordariomycetes, Hypocreales, Nectriaceae. Gene Ontology annotation, molecular function: oxidoreductase activity; copper ion binding.
AUGCACAGUGUCGCCUUAUAUUCGCUUCUCUGUCUUGCCUUGGCUUCAUGUUUCCAUGCUCUGCCUGGGCCUGUUGCCCGAAUUCAACGAAAAGGGCCAUGUUCUGGCAAUACGCCCUCUACUCGAGGUCAAUGGUGUGGAUAUGAUAUCUACAGUGAUUAUUACUCUGUCGUUCCUGAUACUGGUGUAACAAGAGAAUAUUGGCUGGAAAUCAGUGAAAUCGUCUUUGCUCCCGAUGGAGUCCCAAGAUUCGCCCAGGCCAUCAAUGGGACAGUACCUGGCCCGACAAUAUUCGUCGACUGGGGAGACAAAGUUGUCGUUCACUUAACGAGCAACCUCAACACUUCUACCAAUGGUUCAUCCUUUCACUUCCAUGGCACUCAUCAGAACUAUACGAACCCCCAGGACGGCGUUGUUGCUAUCACUCAGUGUCCUACAGCUCCUGGCUCUUCGGUAACAUACAGAUGGCGGGCGACUCAAUAUGGCACUUCAUGGUAUCAUUCCCACUUUGGCCUUCAGACUUAUGAUGGUGUCUAUGGUGGCUUGAUCAUUCGUGGCCCAGCAAGCGCCAACUACGACGAAGAUGUUGGAAGUAUCAUGCUUAGUGAUUGGUCCCAUCGAACUGUUAAUCAGAUCCUGCCUGAGGUUCAGCGGAAAGGUCCUUACCCGAUGGACAAUGUCCUCAUUAACGGUACCAACACGUACAGCAAAGAAGGUGGAAAGAACCAGACUGGCGAGCGGUUUAAACUGGACUUUGAAGAGGGCAAAACAUAUCGACUACGUCUUGUCAACACCGGCAUCGAUACUCUCUACAAAUUCUCCAUCGAUCAUCACACUCUAAAAGUUAUUGCUGUGGAUUUUGUUUCUGUCAAACCGUACGAGACUGACCAUGUCAGCAUCGCAAUCGGCGAGCGCAUGGAUAUUCUUGUUACCGCCAACCAAGCUUCGAAAGCGUCAUCUUUUUGGUUCCGCGCCAUCCCUCAGCUUGACUGCACCAAGAACGCCAACCCACAAAACGCCCUCGGGAUUGUAUCAUACUCUUCCAACAGUUCGACGCCUACAACGAAGGGGCGUAAAAACUAUGAUCACUGCGAAGACGAACCCUAUGAAAGCAUUGUACCUAUCGUUCCCCAUUCCGUUGGGCCACCGGACAUGGAAGUCGUCGAAAAUGCCAACCGAUCUUGGAAUUCAGAUGGUAUAAUCAAGUGGUCCCUCAACAGUACCACCAUGAUUGCUGAAUGGGACCACCCUUCACUCCUGAAGCUCGGUCACAAUACCUCUUUUACCGAGUCAAAUGCCGUGAUCCGCAUUCCAAAGAAGGACGCAUGGGUUUACCUCGCCAUUGAGACGGAACUCGACAUUUCUCACCCAAUCCACCUCCAUGGCUUUGACUACCACAUCCUCGCCCAGGGUGUUGGACCGUAUGGUCCAAAUGUCACACUCAAAACAGACAAUCCACCACGCCGCGACACUGCCCUCCUCCCUGCUAAGGGGCAUUUGGUGAUUGCUUUCCUAACGGAUAAUCCAGGUGUGUGGCUUAUGCACUGUCAUAUAGGGUGGCAUGCUGCAGAAGGAUUUUCAAUGCAAUUUGUCAUACGAGAGGAUGAAAUCUCGGGCUUGGUUUCAGAUCAGGAAUAUGAGGAUAUUGAGGAGGGCUGCAAGGCGUGGCAUGACUUUUCGCGUAAAAUGGAGAUGGAGCAAGACGAUUCAGGCAUCUGA